UUCACAGGGGUGAUGGGACAGAAACAGGACAAGGAGCUAGAAAAAGAAGACGUCCUGACCGGUGCCGUUAGUGACUAUGAGAUCUUAAACCAAAGCGAAGAGGAAGCACAUUCCAACAGCCCAGAAGAAAUAGACCAGAAUUUUGUUCACUUGUACACCUCCAUACUAGAGCCCUGUCCCGAUCAGGAACCAACAAGACCUAAUGACAACACCACUGAGCCCUCUUUCAACCAGGGAGGAAAAAAGAUCAGACAGAGUUAUGACACGGAUGUUUCGCAGAAUGGCAGGACACCAAAUCCUCUGCUGAGCCUGGCAGGAGGUCCAUGUGCCUCAGAAUUCAAAACAGUCACAAGCGACGCAACCGCCACAGACAUAUUUACUGCUGUAGACCAGCAACGACCUGACAAAACAGUCGGAAUGACUAACAAAACUCACCUCAAGGAUACUCCAAACAUGGACUCAGCAGAUGAUGGCGUGAGCAUUGAGAAGAAUGAGACACGGACGCUCUCUGACAGACACAACGGGAUGACAAAGAUGAGUGGUGAUGUCGAAAUAAAGAGGACAUUUUCUUUGGAAGCAGAGAAUGCUGAUUUACUUGAAAGACAGCCAUUCCAGGACAAAGAUAAACAUGAAAUGCAAACCCUAAGUAGUGACAAAAUUAGGAGAGGUUGUGAGAAAGUUUGCAAAGAAAGUGCUGGAACUGUUCGACACAAAGAAAGUCCUGAUGAGGACAGAUUUGAGUAUUUGGACAGAGCCGAUUCUUUAUGUCCAGAGACUGUGACAACACGUCCAUCAUUCACUGGGCUCCACUCGAAUUCAAGUCGUCCAUGGCUUCAGAGUGCCAAUAAGCAGGAUAGUUUACAGGGAGACAAAAAUAUCAGUAGAGGUUUGUCAAGAAGAAGUGUUUUACAAGAACCCAAUGAUGCCUCACAGACACCCAAAGCAACAAACUUCAGAAAUGACCAAAGAACUUUCCGUACACCAUUGCUGGGAAAAGAAGAGACCGAAAUGGGUGAAACUGAAGAUUUUGAUGCAGGUGACGCCGAAAGAGUCGCACAGACAGCUUCUUUGCAACAGGAAAAAGAGCCUCUUUAUUUCACAGCUGAGAUCACACCACCACUUCAGAUUCAUGCAUUUCCUGAUCAGGAGGCGAGGAAGUCAUCUGACGUUUCUCAUUUGUACGUUCCUCACGCUGAAAAACAGAGCAUGAUCCCUGACAUCCUACCCACAGAUGCCAAAAUCAAAGGACCACCACCACCUGUUCCAAAGAAACCAAAGAAUCCCUUUAAAAAAGCCGUUGGCCGCAAGGAAUCUGCUUGUCAUUCCACAGAGGAGCCAAGCAAAUAUUCGGACCUACUGCUCAGAAAUAUUCAAAUGGACAGAAGGCAGGCAGCACUGCAGUCCGCUGAGGAUUUUAAUAUGCAUGCAUCAUGUCUUGAUAUGUCACCUUAUUAUAUCGAGUCCCCAUUCUACAUGUGCAUGUCCUUAGAGCCUGAGGCUGCUGAUAUUCCAAGAUAUGAUUUAGUCCCGUAUGAUGAAACUGUUGCACCUGACUGCGAUAACUUGAUAGAAACUGUCGAUGAUAAAGAACUAAAAGAAAUGGAUAUGUCUCAGCUGAGACCGUUGUUAAAAAAAAAAGCAAAAAUUAAGGGCCCACCACCACCUGUGCCGAAGAAGCCUCAAAAUCCAUUUGCUAAAGCAGACACUGAGAAGAACCAAGCAAGCAAAGACUCUGAUCUGGAAAAUGUGGAACAGCCUUUGAAAUAUGGUAGACGUGACUCUGAAUGCUACGUGAUGGACAUGGAGGAUGAAGAAGCCGCUAAACCCACCGCAGUCCCAACUAGAUAUCCUUACGCCGCCUGUCGAAUUCCAAGCAGUGAUUCUUCUGCUUCAGAGGAAAACAAGCUGUCCAGAUACAGGCCCGUCUCUGAACUCAUCAGAGACAGCAACAAAAUCCAGGAGAAAGUGAUACAUCACAGCAGGACAAACAUAAUGAAAGCCAGGCCAGAUGUGACUGUGGGAAGCCAGAGUCUAAAAGUAUCGCAGAUGAAGACAGCCUUUGAUGCACAAACAUCUUCCCAUAAAAUGGAAAGAAGAUCCUCGCCAAAGAAAGAAAUGAUCAGACGAGUGGUACGACAGAGUAAAUUCCGUCAUGUGUUUGGUCAGGCGGUGAAGAAUGACCAGUGCUAUGAUGAUAUUAGGGUUUCGCGGGUUACCUGGGACAGUGCCUUUUGUGCAGUAAAUCCCAAAUUUGUUGCUAUUAUUGUGGAGGCUAGUGGGGGUGGAGCUUUCCUCGUUCUGCCUCUGCUAAAGACGGGUCGUAUUGACAAGGCCUACCCCACUGUUUGUGGUCACACGGGCCCUGUGCUGGACAUCGACUGGUGCCCACACAAUGAUCACGUCAUUGCUAGCGGCUCUGAAGAUUGUACAGUAAUGGUGUGGCAGAUCCCUGAGAACGGCCUCACCGAACCUCUUUCUGAGCCAGUCGUGGUGUUAGAGGGUCACUCCAAGAGGGUGGGCAUCGUGACGUGGCAUCCAACAGCCCGCAAUGUUCUGCUAAGUGCAGGAUGCGAUAAUCUCAUCAUCAUUUGGAACGUGGGCACAGGAGAAGCUCUGAUCAACCUGGAGGACAUGCAUCCUGACGUGAUCUUCAGCGUCUGCUGGAGUCGCAACGGCAGCCUCAUUUGCACCGCAUGCAAGGAUAAGAAAGUGCGCGUUGUCGAUCCACGCAAGGGAAAGAUCAUUGCGGAGAAGGAUAAGGCCCACGAGGGGGCACGGCCCAUGAGAGCCAUCUUUCUGGCUGAUGGAAACAUCUUCACCACCGGUUUCAGUCGUAUGAGUGAGCGGCAGCUAGCCUUAUGGAAUCCAAAAAACAUGGAGGAUCCGAUAUCAGUGCAUGAAAUGGACACCAGCAAUGGAGUGUUGCUUCCAUUCUAUGACCCUGACACUAAUGUGGUCUACCUGUGUGGAAAGGGUGACAGCAGUAUCCGUUACUUCGAGAUCACAGACGAGGCACCGUAUGUGCACUACCUCAACACGUUUUCCAGCAAGGAGCCCCAAAGAGGCAUGGGCUACAUGCCUAAAAGAGGCCUAGAUGUCAACAAGUGUGAGAUAGCCAGGUUUUAUAAACUUCAUGAGAGAAAGUGUGAGCCAAUCAUCAUGACCGUUCCUAGAAAGUCAGACCUCUUUCAGGACGACCUCUAUCUGGACACAGCAGGUCCAGACCCGGCGCUAGAGGCUGAGGAGUGGUUUGAAGGCAAGAAUGGCGAACCGAUCCUGAUCUCGCUCAAACACGGUUAUGUUCCGGGCAAGAACCGCGACCUCAAAGUAGUCAAGAAAAAUGUGCUGGAUAACAAGGCACCCAAGAAGGUGGAGAAGCCAGCAACUCCCCAGAAACCUGCCUCUCCUCAGCUAACCAAAAAGAACGAAGUGAAGUUAGAGGAGCUGCUGCGAGAAGUCAAGUCCCUUAGAGAUCUGGUCACGCUGCAGGACAGGAGAAUCGCCAAACUUGAAGAUCAAGUGGCUAAAGUGGCAAUCUAAGACACUGGUGGUGGUCUGAGCCAUAGCUUCAGUAUGGAGAAAGAGAGAUUCAGUUGGGCAGGGGGGGCAGUCACUGUCAAAAUUUCUCAAUUUGACUCGAUCAUUCCGCUUGGUGUUUCUCACAAGGACAACUUCAAGCAACAUUCCAAGAUGGACUUUUACUUUUUGUCAAGUCUCCCCCAAGCAUCCGCAUAGCAGAAGCAAAGUUGUGGCAAUGAGUGGUCACUGGUUUUAACUGAUGUUUUACAUUUUGUUAAAAAUUUUCUUACUUCUUUUGUUAUUAUAACAUUGUUUCCAUGAGUAUUCUGAUAUUAACCGGUAUGUUACAGAGUGUCAUUGUAUAUACACAUUAGUAUUUCUCUUUUCAUUUUUUGAUGUGCUGCCAAAUUUGAGGUGAGUCAGUCACCUCUCCUUUUAUUUCUACUUUUCUCUGUUUUUCCCAGUUGUAGAUAGUGGCUUAUUGAAAAACAAGACAUGCUGUUCAAAGUGGGACAUCAGCAGAAAAGGCGGAACUGUGUGGAUAUGAUUGUAAAGGCAACUAAUAAUAGAUGAUAAGGAUAUGAUUUAGUGAAAUGUUCAUAACCAUUAAAAUUCAACAUUUAGGAUUCACCAGGAUUUAAUUGGGAAUUCAGUCCAAAUUAAGUCCCUUGUGAUGAUCAUGAUCACUGGAGUAUUAAUUCAUUUCCUCCAUUGGCUGCUUUGAGAUCAUCAUCAUUGAUUAUAAAGCAUCCAACAACAGGGUUUUUCAAAAAAUAUAAGUCAGUUACAGUAUAUCCAAAAGCAAUAACUUCAUGUUGCAGAAUGAAUGUGAACGUAAACCUAAACCUGUUAGACUUUGGCAAGUAUCGUUGAUGCAUUCCUCAUGCAUAUUCUUCAUAAAUCAAAAACUUGCCGCUGUAACUUGAUAGUAAUUAUGAAAUUACUGUUGCACCUCAGGAAAUCAAUCACUCUGAAGUCAGAAACAUUGGAUGCUCAACACUUGCCAGUUGCAUGAGGUUUUUCCCACAGAAAUAGUACCUUAUUUUGAUUAGGAAAUGGCUAUUUUGUUUAUUUAUUUUUUUUGCUGUCAUUAUCCAUGUUCUCCAGUUUGCCCCCACUUUCGAAUUGUUCUCACGUUACAGAAUAUUGGGCUGACACAUGCUCGAUAAGUGAACUUGGCUUUAAGAGGCAGUGGCUACCUGCGAGCUCUUCUGAUGUACAUAUACUGUAAAUGUAUUGGUGCCUCUAUGUGUGUUUCUGGUUUUAGAAAGACCUCCUCAGUUGACCACUGCUGGAGGACAACAUCCAUGAAAAUGAGCACUUAUCUAUGUCCUAAACAGUCUUGUGCAUGCAUUCCAAACUUCACCUAAAAUAAAAAAGGU
Molecule: messenger RNA, 4901 nt
Organism: Sinocyclocheilus anshuiensis
Lineage: Eukaryota; Metazoa; Chordata; Actinopteri; Cypriniformes; Cyprinidae
Gene: coro1cb
Product: coronin, actin binding protein, 1Cb
Exons: 12
Coding region: 13-3540 (1175 amino acids)
Biological process (GO): cell migration; actin filament organization
Molecular function (GO): actin filament binding
Source: RefSeq, a predicted model, not a curated record